UUAAAAUGAGAAAACAAAAGCCAAAACGGCUCCCCACACCCAAAAGCUUCUUCUGUCAGAGAUCCCAGUAGCCCCGGGAGAGCUGUUAGAAGUCUGAGAAGGAUUGGUCAUCAUCGCAUACCAUACAUAGGUGGAGGGCUUGUUAUUCUCAGUUUCCCGCCUAUGAGAGGAUACCCCUAUUGUUUCUGAAAAUGCUGACCGGGACCCACACUUCCAACAAAAAUUCCUCUACCCCUACAGCAGCAGCAACAGCAGCAGCAGAAGCAACAGCAACAGAUAAGUGUUUUGAUGAAUUGCGAGAUGGAUAGGGCUUGAGUGCCCCCAGCCCUGCUGAUACCAAAUGCCUUUAAGAUACAGCCUUUCCCAUCCUAAUCUACAAAGGAAACAGGAAAAAGGAACUUAAAACUCCCUGUGCUCAGACAGAAAUGAGACUGUUACAGCCUGCUUCUGUGCUGUUCCUUCUUGUCUCUAACUUGUAAACAAGACGUAGUAGGACGAUGCGAAUGGAAAGUCACAAACCGCUGGGUUUUUGAAAGGAUCCUUGGGACCUCAUGCACAUCUGUGGAAACUGGAUGGAGAGAUUUGGGGAAGCAUGGACUCUUUAGCCAGCUUAGUUCUCUGUGGAGUCAGCUUGCUCCUUUCUGGAACUGUGGAAGGUGCCAUGGACUUGAUCUUGAUCAAUUCCCUACCUCUUGUAUCUGAUGCCGAAACAUCUCUCACCUGCAUUGCCUCUGGGUGGCACCCCCAUGAGCCCAUCACCAUAGGAAGGGACUUUGAAGCCUUAAUGAACCAGCACCAGGAUCCACUGGAAGUUACUCAAGAUGUGACCAGAGAAUGGGCUAAAAAAGUUGUUUGGAAGAGAGAAAAGGCUAGUAAGAUCAAUGGUGCUUACUUCUGUGAAGGGCGAGUUCGAGGAGAGGCGAUAAGGAUACGAACCAUGAAGAUGCGUCAACAAGCUUCCUUCCUACCAGCUACUUUAACUAUGACUGUGGACAAGGGAGAUAAUGUGAACAUAUCUUUCAAAAAGGUAUUGAUUAAAGAAGAAGAUGCAGUGAUUUACAAAAAUGGUUCCUUCAUCCAUUCAGUGCCUCGGCAUGAAGUACCUGAUAUUCUAGAAGUACACCUGCCUCAUGCUCAGCCCCAGGAUGCUGGAGUGUACUCGGCCAGGUAUAUAGGAGGAAACCUCUUCACCUCGGCCUUCACCAGGCUGAUAGUCCGGAGGUGUGAAGCUCAGAAGUGGGGACCUGAAUGUAACCGUCUCUGUACUGUUUGUGUCAACAAUGGUGUCUGCCAUGAAGAUACUGGGGAAUGCAUUUGCCCUCCUGGGUUUAUGGGAAGGACAUGUGAGAAGGCUUGUGAACAGCACACAUUUGGCAGAACUUGUAAAGAAAGGUGCAGUGGACAAGAUGGAUGCAAGUCUUACGUGUUCUGUCUCCCUGACCCCUAUGGGUGUUCCUGUGCCACAGGCUGGAAGGGUCUGCAGUGCAAUGAAGCAUGCCACCAUGGUUUUUAUGGGCCAGAUUGUAAGCUUAGGUGCAGCUGCAGCAAUGGGGAGACGUGUGAUCGCUUCCAAGGAUGUCUCUGCUCUCCAGGACGGCAGGGACUCCAGUGUGAGAGAGAAGGCAUACCAAGGAUGACCCCAAAGAUAGUGGAUUUGCCAGAUCAUAUAGAAGUAAACAGUGGUAAAUUUAAUCCCAUUUGCAAAGCUUCUGGCUGGCCGCUACCUACUAAUGAAGAAAUGACCCUGGUGAAGCCGGAUGGGACAGUGCUCCAUCCAAAAGACUUUAACCAUACGGAUCAUUUCUCAGUAGCCAUAUUCACCAUCCACCGGAUCCUCCCCCCUGACUCAGGAGUUUGGGUCUGCAGUGCGAACACAGUGGCUGGGAUGGUGGAAAAGCCCUUCAACAUUUCUGUUAAAGUUCUUCCAAAGCCCCUGAAUGCCCCAAACGUGAUUGACACUGGACAUAACUUUGCUGUCAUCAACAUCAGCUCUGAGCCUUACUUUGGGGAUGGACCAAUCAAAUCCAAGAAGCUUCUAUACAAACCAGUUAAUCACUAUGAGGCUUGGCGACAUAUUCAAGUGACAAAUGAGAUUGUUACACUCAACCAUUUGGAACCUCGAACAGAAUAUGAACUCUGCGUGCAACUGGUCCGUCGUGGAGAGGGUGGGGAAGGGCAUCCUGGACCUGUGAGACGCUUCACAACAGCUUCUAUCGGACUCCCUCCUCCAAGAGGUCUAAAUCUCCUGCCUAAAAGUCAGACCACUCUAAAUUUGACCUGGCAACCAAUAUUUCCAAGCUCGGAAGAUGACUUUUAUGUUGAAGUGGAGAGAAGGUCUGUGCAAAAAAGUGAUCAGCAGAAUAUUAAAGUUCCAGGCAACUUGACUUCAGUGCUACUUAACAACUUACAUCCCAGGGAGCAGUACGUGGUCCGAGCUAGAGUUAACACCAAGGCCCAGGGGGAAUGGAGUGAAGAUCUCACUGCUUGGACCCUUAGUGACAUUCUUCCUCCUCAACCAGAAAACAUCAAGAUUUCCAACAUCACACACUCCUCGGCUGUGAUUUCUUGGACAAUAUUGGAUGGCUAUUCUAUUUCUUCUAUUACUAUCCGUUACAAGGUUCAAGGCAAGAAUGAAGAUCAGCACAUUGAUGUGAAGAUAAAGAAUGCCACCAUCACUCAGUAUCAGCUCAAGGGCCUAGAGCCUGAAACAGCUUACCAGGUGGACAUUUUUGCAGAGAACAACAUAGGGUCAAGCAACCCAGCCUUUUCUCAUGAACUAGUGACCCUCCCAGAAUCUGAAGCACCAGCGGACCUCGGAGGGGGGAAGAUGCUGCUUAUAGCCAUCCUUGGCUCUGCUGGAAUGACCUGCCUGACUGUGCUGUUGGCCUUUCUGAUCAUAUUGCAAUUGAAGAGGGCAAAUGUACAAAGGAGAAUGGCCCAAGCCUUCCAAAACGUGAGGGAAGAACCAGCUGUGCAGUUCAACUCAGGAACUCUGGCCCUAAACAGGAAGGUCAAAAACAACCCAGAUCCUACAAUUUACCCAGUGCUUGACUGGAAUGACAUCAAAUUUCAAGAUGUGAUCGGGGAGGGCAAUUUUGGCCAAGUUCUUAAGGCGCGCAUCAAGAAGGAUGGGUUACGGAUGGAUGCUGCCAUCAAGAGAAUGAAAGAAUAUGCCUCCAAAGAUGAUCACAGGGACUUUGCAGGAGAACUGGAAGUUCUUUGUAAACUUGGACACCAUCCAAACAUCAUCAAUCUCUUAGGAGCAUGUGAACAUCGAGGCUACUUGUACCUAGCCAUUGAGUAUGCGCCCCAUGGAAACCUUCUGGACUUCCUGCGCAAGAGCCGUGUGCUGGAGACGGACCCAGCAUUCGCUAUUGCCAAUAGCACUGCGUCCACACUGUCCUCCCAGCAGCUCCUCCACUUCGCUGCCGACGUGGCCCGGGGCAUGGACUACCUGAGCCAAAAACAGUUUAUCCACAGGGAUCUGGCUGCCAGAAACAUUUUAGUUGGUGAAAACUAUGUGGCAAAAAUAGCAGAUUUUGGAUUGUCCCGAGGUCAAGAGGUGUAUGUGAAAAAGACAAUGGGAAGGCUCCCAGUGCGCUGGAUGGCCAUCGAGUCACUGAAUUACAGUGUGUACACAACGAACAGUGAUGUAUGGUCCUACGGUGUGUUACUAUGGGAGAUUGUCAGCUUAGGAGGCACACCCUACUGCGGGAUGACUUGUGCAGAACUCUAUGAGAAGCUACCCCAGGGCUACAGACUGGAGAAACCCCUGAACUGUGAUGAUGAGGUGUUUGAUCUAAUGAGACAAUGCUGGCGGGAGAAGCCUUACGAGAGGCCGUCAUUUGCCCAGAUAUUGGUGUCCUUAAACAGAAUGUUAGAGGAACGAAAGACCUACGUGAAUACCACGCUUUAUGAGAAGUUUACUUAUGCAGGAAUUGACUGUUCUGCUGAAGAAGCGGCCUAGGACAGAACAUCUGUAUGCCCUCUGUUUCCCUUUCACUGGCAUGGGAGACCCUUGACACCUGCUGAGAAAGCAUGCCUCUGCCACGAGAUGUGAUAUAGAAGUGUACAUAUGUGCUGUACACCUGGGACCUUCACCACUAUAGAUCCCAUGCAUGGAUCUGUAUAGUAUGCUCUGACUCUAAUAGGACUGUAUAUACUGUUUUGAGUAAGAAUGUGCUGAAAUCAGAAUGCCUGUUUGUGGUUUCAUAUGCAAUAAUAUAUUUUUUUAAAAAUGUGGACUUCACAGGAAGGCGUGAGUACAAUUAGUAUAAUGCAUAACUCAUUAUUGUCCUAGAUAUUUUGAUAUUUACCUUUAUCUUGAAUGCUAUUAAAUGUUUUGCUAUGUCAAAGUAAAAUAUUGUUAAUAAACCUAACAAUGACCCUGAUAGCAAAGGUUAAGUGAGAGAAAUAUAUGAAUUCUAACAAGACAUAGGUUAAUAUUUAAGAGACUGAAAAAUCUCAGAUUCCUCUCUCUCAAUUUUAUCCCUUGCCUGUAGCAGCCAGUCCCAUUUCGUUUAGUCAUGUGACAACUGUCUUGUGUUUCCACAGCCUGCAAGUCAGUCCAGAAUGCUAACAUCUAAAAAUAGACUUAAAUCUCAUUCCUUACAAGCCUAAGAAUCUUUAGAGAAGUAUACAUAAGUUUAAGAUAAUGGGAUUUUUUUCUUUUCUUUUCUCUGGUAAUAUUGACUUGUAUAUUUUAAGAAAUAACAGAAAGCCUGGGUGACAUUUGGGAGACAUGUGACAUUUAUAUAUUGAAUUAAUAUCCCUAUAUGUAUUGCACAUUGUAAAAAGUUUUAGUUUUGAUGAGUUGUGAGUUUACCUUGUAUACUGUAGGCACACUUUGCACGGAUAUAUCAUGAGUGAAUAAAUGUCUUGCCUACUCACGUCUCA
Macaca mulatta (Rhesus monkey) is the source of this 4896-nucleotide messenger RNA. RefSeq names its product TEK receptor tyrosine kinase (gene TEK). Gene Ontology annotation, cellular component: signaling receptor complex; plasma membrane. NCBI's taxonomy places the organism in Eukaryota, Metazoa, Chordata, Mammalia, Primates, Cercopithecidae. Gene Ontology annotation, biological process: positive regulation of endothelial cell migration; positive regulation of phosphatidylinositol 3-kinase/protein kinase B signal transduction; positive regulation of MAPK cascade. The record is from RefSeq and is a predicted model, not a curated record. Gene Ontology annotation, molecular function: transmembrane receptor protein tyrosine kinase activity; ATP binding; protein binding.